AUGCUCCUCACCUGGCACACUGGAAUGAAGUGGGGCCGGAACUACCAAUUCUUUGAGUGUUUCAGUGGCCUUGGACGGGUCAGCAAGCGAAUGCAUUGGCUUGGCUACCGGGUGGCCAGCUUUGAUAUGAUCUAUGACAAGGCGGGAUCAGGUUGCAUGAGCUUUCUGGGGGCACCUGGCUUCAUGCUUUGCGUCUACGUGAUCCUCAACCAAGUUCCGGAAGCCUUGUCAUUAUUCGCUCCCAUGUGUGCAUCAUGGGGAGCUCCAAACAGGGGUACAUCGAUGAGAUCAGUACUCAACCCCUCUGGUCAAAUGAACUACAGAUCAGUGCAGGAGGCGAAUACCACUGUAUCCCGGAUGACCCUGUUGGCACUCCUGAUCUUAUCCAGAAAUGGUUUGUUUCUGGUGGAAAAUCCAAUGCAGACAUUACUGCAGUGGCACAGACGGUGGCAAUGGCUAUGCAACCGGGUCUGUUAUGUUGCUUGGCCUCAAUACGCUUAUUGUGUGAAGCUUGUGGAUCUGACUGGUUUGUAG
Molecule: messenger RNA, 534 nt
Organism: Symbiodinium pilosum
Lineage: Eukaryota; Dinophyceae; Suessiales; Symbiodiniaceae
Source: the annotation of a GenBank genome assembly